UCAGGAGUGCUAGGAAGUCAGCUACUUGGUAAAAACAUGGAGGAACCUAGCACAGCAGUCAGUACGAAAAAACAGUCUCUGUUCAACAACAGGAACGACCCGGUCAAGAAUUUCGAGAAAUGGAAGAAGAAAUACUCAAAGAAGAAGGAGAAGUGCAAGCAACAGAGGAAGCUCAGUAAGAAGCCGGAGUGGCAGAUAGAGAGAGAGAACAUCAAUCGCCUGGUGCAGCGCUACACAGAGGUCAACACCAGUGAAAUCAAUAGAUUUUCAGAUUUUCCAUUGUCAAGAAAAACACUUAGAGGUCUAAUGGAAAAGCAAUAUCGGGUUCCUACAGAAAUUCAGAAGCAGACGAUUGGCUUAGCAUUACAAGGAAAAGAUGUUCUCGGGGCUGCGAAAACUGGUUCUGGUAAAACCCUGGCUUUCAUUAUUCCAGCCUUAGAAUGCCUGUAUCGCCAGCAGUGGACAGCAGAUGAUGGUUUGGGGGUGCUGAUCAUAUCGCCUACCAGAGAACUUGCUUAUCAGACAUUUGAGGUUCUCCGGAAAGUUGGACAUAACCAUGAAUUUUCUGCUGGGCUCAUAAUUGGUGGAAAGGACCUGACACAGGAAAUUGCACGUAUACACCGCACCAACAUACUGAUUUGUACUCCUGGUCGUCUGCUGCAGCACAUGGAUGAGACCUCAUUCUUCCACACUUCAAAUCUUCAGCUUCUAGUGCUUGAUGAAGCUGACAGGAUCCUAGACAUGGGCUUUGCAGAUACAAUGAAUGCAAUUGUAGAAAACCUUCCAAAGAAACGUCAAACUCUCCUCUUCUCUGCAACGCAGACAAAAUCUGUUAAGGAUCUUGCACGUUUGAGCUUGAAAGAUCCAGAGUAUGUGUCGGUUCAUGAAAAAGCAAAAUUCAGUACUCCAGCAACAUUGGAACAGAAUUAUGUUGUAUGCGAACUUCAUCAAAAGAUAAACUUGCUGUAUUCCUUUGUGAGAAACCACUUAAAGAAAAAGAGCAUCGUAUUUUUUGCAAGCUGCAAAGAGGUUCAGUACCUAUUCAGAGUAUUCUGCAGGCUGCGGCCUGGUACUCCUGUCCUAGCUCUGCAUGGAAAGCAACAGCAGAUGAAGAGGAUGGAGGUAUACAAUGACUUUGUAAGGAAGAAAGCUGCCGUGCUUUUUGCUACUGAUAUCGCAGCUAGAGGGUUAGAUUUCCCAGCCGUAAGUUGGGUUCUGCAGCUUGAUUGCCCAGAAGAUGCGAAUACGUACAUUCACAGAGUUGGACGAACAGCAAGGUACAAGGAAGGAGGAGAAGCUUUAUUAGUCCUGCUUCCUUCUGAACGAAAAGGGAUGGUGCAAGACCUUGAAGGGAAGAAGGUGCCCAUUAAUGAAAUCAAAAUUAACCCUGAGAAGCUGUUAGAUGUGCGUGAUCGGUUGCAAGCUUUUUUGGCACAAGAGCAAGAACUGAAAGAGCGAGCUCAACGAUGUUUUGUUUCUUAUUUGCGUUCCGUCUAUUUGAUGAAGAACAAGGACAUUUUCAAUGUGUUAAAAUUGCCUCUCGCACAGUAUGCAAAUUCUUUGGGUCUUGCAGUAGCUCCCAGGGUGAGAUUCCUCCAAAAAACAAUAAAUACUCAAUCUACUGUGGAGCAAAGUAAAAAGCCUGCAGACCCAGAAUCUAUCAGUGAUGAAGAAAUAGAAAAAUUCCGAGCUCAAUUGGCUGAUAAGAAUCCAGACAAAGCAGUUACAAGUGAAAUGAAUGAAUCGGAGGAGGAACAAGAAGGCUCUCAUGAAGAGCAAGAUGAAAACCUAAGCCACGCUCCCUUGCAGUUUAUGGACGAUGAUGACGAGGAUGAGGAUUGCCGAGAUCUCGAUAUCUUAACGGUGAAGCGAAGAGAUGUUUUUGGUAUCGAGGAAUCAGACUCUUCUGUGGAAAAUGAAACUACCAAAUCGAAACUUAAGAAAAUAGAAAAAAUAACUAAAACUAAAGAAGCCAAAAAAGUAUUAAAGAAGAAGUUUCAAGUGAACACAAAAAUUGUUUUUACAGAUAAUGGAGAGAUGAUCCAGCAGUGGCCGCCAGCACAAAAUAGCAGAAUACAAGUCGAGGCGGAAGAUAAUUCCAGCGGCAUCAACUUGGCAAAAGCAAAAGAGCGGCUGCACGAGGAAGAUAAGUACGACAAAGAAGCAUACAGGCAAAAAAUCAAGGAGAAGCAUAGGGAAAAGAGGCUAAAGGAAAAAGCUGCCCGAAGAGCAGGAAAGAAAAAAGAAGAGGAGGAAGAGGAUGAAGCUGUGGCUUAUCUUGACCAUAACAGUGAGGAUGAAGUUGAUCUCAGUGCACUGCCUGACCCUGACAAAUACAAAGAUGUAGAUGAAAAUGAUGAGUCUGUGGAAGAAAACAGUGACAAUGAGGAAGGACGGCCAAGGAAGAGACCGUACAGCGACCAAUCUGAGAAUACCAUAGAGGCAUCUGCAUCUAGCAAAAAGAAGGCAAAGAAGGGCCGUAAAGAGCAGUUUGAGCCCCUAGAUACAGGACUUUCCCUGGCAGAAGAUGAGGAACUGGUAUUACAUCUUCUAGGGAACAGAAGUUAAAUAUCUACAAUAGCUUUUUUCUCUAAAUCUGCCUUCUCAGGUCAAACUAAAAUCAAUUUCACAUCAAAGCAGUUUAGUAUUCUGGGACACUAAUAAACUGACUUCAUGGAAUGGAAUUCAAAUGUACAGUCUAAAUGGAAAAUAUAUAAUGCUGAUCCAGAAUCCAUAUAUGUAAGACAUUUUUUUACUGGUAUAUUUUUAAAGGAACAUGAAACACAAUUUUUUUUUUUUUCUGUCAUGAUUUAGAGAAAGCAUGCAAUUUUAAACAACUUUCCAAUUUACUUCUAAUAUCUAAUAUGCUUCAUUCUCUUUAUAUUCUUUGUUGAAAAGCAUAUAUAAAUAAACUCAGUAGCUGCUGAUUUGAGGCUGCACAUAGAUGCCUCGUGUGAUUGACUCACCCAUGUGCAUUGCUAUUUCUUCAACAAAGGAUAUUUGAAAAUGAAGCAAAAUAAAUAAUAGAAGUAAAUUGGAAUGUUGUUUAAAAUUAUAUUUUCUAUCUGAAUCACGAAAGAAAAAAUGUGUGUUUUAUAUCCCGUUAAUCAUAAAACUUUAUGUAUUUGCUAUUAUAAACCUUCACUUUGUUAUAGUUGCUGUUAUAAAUUGUUGCAUGUUUCACCUAUGAAAAGACUGGAAUGUGCACACAUUUUUAAAGAGAAAAAUAACUUUUAUCUGCAAAAAUGUCCUGAUUUCAUCUACAUAUUUGUAUUCUUUUCUCUUUCUGUUGUGUUUAAAAUCGUACCAACAUUGCAGAAUAAAGAUCAUUAUUAUUAAUAGCUAUAA
Bombina bombina (fire-bellied toad) is the source of this 3348-nucleotide messenger RNA. RefSeq names its product DEAD-box helicase 10 (gene DDX10). The transcript is spliced from 18 exons. The record is from RefSeq and is a predicted model, not a curated record. Gene Ontology annotation, molecular function: nucleic acid binding; RNA helicase activity; ATP binding. Bases 37 to 2568 code for a protein of 843 amino acids. Gene Ontology annotation, cellular component: nucleus. NCBI's taxonomy places the organism in Eukaryota, Metazoa, Chordata, Amphibia, Anura, Bombinatoridae. Gene Ontology annotation, biological process: rRNA processing.